AUGACAACACUUCGGGUAGCAACGGUCAAUGUACAUUCAUUUCGACAGCCACGUAGUAUUUCCAGUAAUGUUACGGAAUUGAGUGCCAUUCUUGCGCCAUUGAAUCUCGAUGUGAUUGCUGUGCAAGAAAUGCAAGAGAACGAAAGGUGGAGAGAGUUUUCUCAACGUCUGUCUCUACCUUUCUCUGUAUAUGGACCACCGAAGCGUACUUUUUGUAACGGUAUCAUCUCUCGAUAUCCAAUACAUUGGUAUUCGGUUCAAAGAACGGAUUUCUUUUGUGAAGGUGGCACACGGUCGAUGUUGCAAUUCAGUUUAGAAGGUAUACAGAACAUGAAAUUUGCUCUGACGCACUUAGAUCAUCGAAAUGAAGAUGAUCGAUUGAGGCAAAUACAGAAAUUUCGGCCACAUGAAGAUAAUAUUGAUAUACUCAUCGGGGAUCUGAAUGCUUUAACACGAGAAGAUUAUUCAAACAGUUAUUAUCGCGAUAUUGUUCUUGGUAAACGCGAAAAAGCCGACUGGGAACGGCCACGUUUCGAUUUAACGGAAUUAAUAACAAAACAAUGGAAGUAUCAAGAUACUUUUCGCAAGCUGAACCCAACACUAAAGGAUAAACAGGUGGCAACAUGUCCGUAUGGAACAAGAAUCGAUUAUAUAUACACACAUCCUCGUAUGAAUGAAUAUUGGAAAUUAAUUGAAUGUUCAAUUAUCGAUACAAAUGGAGCCACUGAUCAUCAUGCUGUUAUAGCGGAAUUCAAACAAAUAACAAAAUAUAAAAUCGAUUGA
This is a messenger RNA of Adineta ricciae, 783 nucleotides long. NCBI's taxonomy places the organism in Eukaryota, Metazoa, Rotifera, Eurotatoria, Adinetida, Adinetidae. The record is from the annotation of a GenBank genome assembly.